AUGUUGCCGCUCAGUCUUUUGCCUCUCAGUGGACGUGACCGCAGCCGUAACGGUCGGCGCACACACAACAAUUAUUAUGAGGAUCGUCAGUGGGAUUUUGGCUGUAAAGACAAAUUCAUCCAGAGAACUGGCUGUUUCUUAUCACAUUAUGUCAAUAACUUUGACCAAGACUUCACAUUCGAGUGUCCACUACACUACGUGAUUACUGGAAUGCACAGCUUCCACAACAACUUCUUUGAGGACAGACGGUGGCAGUUUUACUGCUCUAAAAGUAAGUGUGAGGUCAACAGCACAAACUGUCAGUGGACUCCAUACAUGAACUGGUUUGAUGAGACCUUCCACUGGAAUGUGCCUGACAAUCACGUUCUGGUGGGCGCUGGAAGCUACCAUCAUAAUUAUUAUGAAGAUCGGCGAUGGAGGUACAAGUACUGUGAGCAAAAAUCAUGUUAUCAAGGCUCUGUAUACUCUCACAGUUGAGUGAACCUUGAGAUUAAAAAGCUGAAAAGCUGUGUGCUUUACGCAACCAUAAUCAAAUACAGAUCUCAAGCCAACAC
This is a messenger RNA of Megalobrama amblycephala (Wuchang bream), 554 nucleotides long. RefSeq names its product hemagglutinin/amebocyte aggregation factor-like. The record is from RefSeq and is a predicted model, not a curated record. The transcript is spliced from 4 exons. NCBI's taxonomy places the organism in Eukaryota, Metazoa, Chordata, Actinopteri, Cypriniformes, Xenocyprididae. The coding region runs from base 1 to 477 and encodes 158 amino acids.